AUGUCAAAGACGUACGAGGCUUUACUUCAAUUGUGGCCUCAAUGGCUCGCUACUAUAAUAGUGACCCUCUUAUGCGUCAGUAUUGGUCUCUCAAUCGGUUGGACAUCGCCUUAUUUAGUGCAAUUACUCGACGAUGAUACGCCGUUUCCCAUAACGCAUGAACAAGCGUCGUGGAUAGCUUCUCUAUUACCACUCGGACGUCUGUUUGGUGCUACCAUCGGAUCUCUCUUCGUAGAAUAUCUUGGCAGCAAGAUGUCUGUAUUGUUAACUGGAUUGCCAAUAAUUUUCGGAUGGAUUUGCGUAAUUUGCGCCAAUUCCGUCACAUGGCUGUACAUCUUCCGAAUAUUUUCCGGUUUAUCAUUGGGAAUGGUGUUCAGUUGCUAUCCACUUUACAUCGGUGAAAUUUCGGCGCCAUCGAUUCGUGGAGCUUUAGUAAGUUUGAUUAUCAACGGAAUGCCCUUUGGCAUUCUCUUCGGUAUAAUUUUCGGUUGGUACGGCGCAUACGCCAUCGAUCGUUGCGGUCGUAGAAACCUGCUAGCGAUCUCAUCUUCCGGUGUGAUAGUCGGCAUGCUAUCACUAGGUUUGCACUUUCUUUUACUGGAUCUCGAUUACGAUCCCGGUGAUCUCGAGUGGCUUCUCAUCCUGUCGCUGAUAAUAUUCAUGUCGAUGUGCUUUGGACUCGUGCCGGUGCCAAGCACGAUGCUGAGCGAAUUGUUUCCAUCCGAUCUCAAGAGCAUGGCUGGAUUCAUCGCCAGCAUCACGUCGGCUAUUUUCGCGUUUAUCUGCACAAAAAGCUAUCAGCCAAUUGCAGAUAUCAUAAGCGAACAGUAUAUAUUCUGGAUUUACGCUGCGAUCACUACGAUCUGUCUGGUGUAUUCGGUUACUUUGGUGCCAGAGACGAAAGGGAAAACAUUGCAGGUGAAUAUCUGCUUGAAGGUUCAGUCACAAUCAUUCUGCGGAAAGAUCAUCAUGGACCAUGAGAUCGAGAAAAAAAUAAUAAAAAAAACGGUUUGGCCACAAUGGAUCGCUGGUAUCGGAGUCAAUCUUUUGCUGAUGCAAAUAGGAAUGAUGGUGGCUUGGACCUCGCCAUAUAUCGCAUAUCUGACUUCAUCCAAAUCCCACAUUCCCAUAACAAUGACCGAAGCUUCCUGGAUAGUUUCACUGUUGAACCUAGGCAGACUAAUUGGCGCCAUUUCCGGUGCUGUCGCCGUCAAUUACCUUGGUUCUAAAACAACAAUUCUCGUGACCAGUUUACCGAUGGCUUUCUGUUGGCUCUUUAUAAUUGUCGCUGAUCGAGCGGAAUGGUUAUAUGCAGCUCGAUUUUUAGGUGGCAUUGGUGUCGGAAAAACCUACACCUGUUUCUCGCUUUAUUUGAGCGAGAUUGCAGAUCCUACCAUCCGCGGAGCUCUCAUAAUUCUAGCAAUGUCUGGCUUGUCGGUAGGUAAUUUAGUAAUAUGCACCAUGGGUGCGAAUUUAAUGAUGGAUAUCUCCGCUAGCGUAUGUCUCGCUCUUUGCUUUAUACUGAUGAUCAUCUUUAUCUGGUUGCCGGAAUCACCGCAUCAUUUCGUGAAGAUUAAAGCGGAGGAGAAAGCUCGAGCGUCGAUACUCUGGUAUCACCGAAAAUGUGACGUGGAAUCAGAAUUACAGAGCUUGAAGAAAUUCAUCGAGGCGAACAAUAAUUUAAGCUUCAUAAACGUUUUAAAAGAAUUCAAAGUUCCGCAUAUUUGCAAAGCGCUAGUGCUCGUGUUUGUGCUCUUCAUGUACAGUCAAAUGUGUGGUAUGAAUAAUGUGAUGUUCUACAUGGAAACCAUCCUGCGAAGCGCCGACGUAACUAUCAUAGAACCGGCGACAGUCGUGAUUAUCGUGACCGCAGUCGGAAUUGUUAGUUCUCUGUUCUCCAUGUUGCUGAUCGACAAGUUUGGCAGACGAGUCUUGAUGAUCGCUUCCAGCGUGACCGUCGCGAUCUCGCUAAUUUGCCUGGGUACGGAAUUCCAGCUUCUCGAUGCGGGUUAUGAUCCCGCUAGUUUGCAAGGACUACCGAUCUUCUCGGUAUUAUUUUUCCAAAUGUCCGUUUUUAUUGGCAUUCUCUCGAUACCCACCGCAGUAUUAGGCGAGAUAUUUCCAUCACAUGUUAAGUGCAUGGCUGGCUGUUUCACCAGUAUCAUUGCUGGACUCUUCGCUUUCAUAUCCACGUCGACUUAUCAGCCUCUAGUUGAUGUACUUACGGAGAAAUAUCUGUUCUACGUAUAUUCUUUGAUACUGAUAACUGCCGUGCCGUUUACGCUCCUCUGCAUGCCCGAGACCAAGGGCAAAUCCUUACAGCAGAUCCAGGAAGAAUUGACGAAGAAAAGUUGAGUCGAGUACGUUUAUUGAAUUGCGCCACUGUGAGCAAUUUAUAGCGAUGAUUUAUGAAUCUAGUGGUAAUACGAUUACUCAUUUUCUCGCGUUCAUUUUUGCAAAAAGUUUUUAUGACACAUCAAUAUCAGUGCCAAGUAAUGCUGGUGCGGCCAAUAAACGAUCUGACAAAUUGUAAUCUCACGCGAUAUUUUUACUCAGUGCUAACGAGCAGAAAUAUCUUGUCGGAAAAAGAGCCAGCUGCGAAUUAAAUUAAUGAAAAAGUCGACGAAUACGCAAUAUUUUCAAUCGUUGCAUAUUACUGACACACGCAUUUUAUUUUUACAUUUAUUUAUACAUAUAUCACAAAUGUUAAAAAACUUCCAUUUUCUAGUUUAUUGAUUAUAGAAGAAUUACAUAACUAUAGUGAAGAUGUUAAAGAUCAAGCGUUAUAAUAAAUAAUAAUAAAAAGUGAUGAUUAUAUUGAGAUAAAAUUGGACGCGUCGGAGCGACACGAAACGACUUGUAAUGCAAUUUAAUUGUAAGAGUUGUAACUCUAAUUCCUAUCUACAAAUAAAAAGGCAAUAAGAGCUAAUUAAGUUCUAUCCUAG
This is a messenger RNA of Nylanderia fulva, 2945 nucleotides long. The record is from RefSeq and is a predicted model, not a curated record. Lineage: Eukaryota; Metazoa; Arthropoda; Insecta; Hymenoptera; Formicidae.